This is a messenger RNA of Telopea speciosissima, 1384 nucleotides long. RefSeq lists its product as uncharacterized. The record is from RefSeq and is a predicted model, not a curated record. The coding region runs from base 272 to 1384 and encodes 370 amino acids. Lineage: Eukaryota; Viridiplantae; Streptophyta; Magnoliopsida; Proteales; Proteaceae. The transcript is spliced from 7 exons.
AUUCUUUCUCUGCGAUGUGAAAAAGUGUCCCUUUCUUUCUUAUAUUAAUUUCUUCUUUGAACCUUUUCGCUUACUACAUAGUUCUCCACUUCCUUCCUUCGAAACUCCCUUUUUGUGUCCAGAUUUCGGCGAUCACUUUUUGUUCUUCCGACAGAUUUCCUUCAUAACUGGAGUUUCUCGUCUCCUCUCUGUCGAACUUGGAUUUCUCCGAUCAUUUGCAGCUUGUGCAAAUCAAUCUCUUCUCGGCGAACCCGUGUCUCUAUCUUCACUGAUGCCAGCAGCAAAAUUAAGGGGCUUUAGUUCUCCAGAUACAAUGAUGUCUGAGCAGAAAGCAGGGAAACCAGAGGAAGGAAAUGAUUCCCUUGACAAUUUUAUCAGACAAGCAAUUGGAAAAGAACCAUUUCUUUCUUUUUCAAGGGCUGGUGACAGCCCAGUCCAGUGGAUUCAGUUACUUCACGCUUUAGACCAGCAAGGUACUAACAAGCUCUCUAAAGGUCCAAAGGUUAACAACACGAUAGAAGGGAAGAAGCAUCAUUUGGAGCAUUGUAAUGGUGUUAGUUCAUAUUCAUAUGAUCCUAAUGGGAUUAAGGAAUCUGGUCACCCUAUAAAAAGCAGUGGAGUUCCUGUAGAAGGGACAAAAAGUGCGUCUGAACACUUGCAAACACUCAAAAUCCCUGAGGCUGUUGUUGCCUUUGCUCAGGCAGCUGCUAGGGCCAAUGGUGAGCCUGAAAAAUACCUUCCAGGAUGGCCCUUGUUGUCUCCUUCUAAGGUGCAGAUGCAAAAGUGCGAAAAGUGUUCCCGGGAAUUCUGUUCGCCCAUUAACUACCGAAGGCAUAUACGCGUGCACCGCCGGUCUUUGAACUUUGAUAAGGAUUCUCCCAAAAAUAGAGAUAUCUUGGGUGCAUUUUGGGAUAAGCUUUCCUUGGAGGAUGCCAUAGAAGUUGUUUCAUUCAAGAAUGUGAUGCUGGAGGAAGUUCCUGGAUCUUCAAUUAUAAGAGCACUGACAUCACUUAUCCGGAAACCGGGGUUUUCUUCACUGCCGCAAGUUCAUGUAAAAGCUGGUGCUGUACUUCUGGAUGUUGUCCAAGGUAGACCGUCCAAGCUUCCUAUAUCUUCCCAAGAACUGUUCAGUAUACUCGAUGAUGCAAGUGAAAAGACCUUCUUGUGUGCUGGCACAGCUUUGUCCCUGCAAAAAUUUGUAUUUGAUGGAGAAGCUGCAAAGAUUGGUCUUGAGCUGAAGAAUCUAGUUGCUUGCACUAGUUUCCUGGUGGAACAGAAACUGGUAUACUCUCUCUCUACCAAGGGCUUGUCUCGCCCACAGUUCACUUGGUUAAAGGGCAAGCUUACAGUAGACUCACCUCCCGUACAGCUUGAGGGGGGGUGA